UGACCCUUCUCCUCCGAGCCGCGUCAAAGAAAACAACCUCGUGCGAGCUCUCUCUCUCUCUCUCCCCUCUCCCCACCUGGCCUCCUCUCUCGCUCUCUCCCUUCCCUCCGCUCGCCAAUCCCUUCACCGUCUAACCCCGCCCCCGCCCUAGCGGCCACCGGAAUCGGCCGCCCCCGACGGCGAAUCCGCGGCGCCCGCCCCGCGAAUCCGGGCUGCCCGCGCCCAGAUCCGUCCCCCGCCAGCGGCGCCUCCGGAUGACAUGAGCCGCCCCCAUUUGCCCAAAGACCACGCCUGCCCGCGCGCCAAUGGGUUCUCCUCGGACGGCGGGGUCCGCCGUCUCUGCGAGAUCGAGGAGGCGGACGCGGCCGUAGCAGGCGACCAGUCAUGGUCGGGGUCGCCGUCGCAGUCCACGUCCCCGUCGUCGGCGUCGUCGCAGCCGAUGUCGUCUUGUGGGCAGUACAUCCUGCACCGGGUGGGCAAGUUCGACACCCUCGCCGGCGUCGCGAUCAAGUACGGUGUCGAGGUAGCGGACGUCAAGAGGCUGAAUGGUCUCUCGACUGACCUCCAGAUGUUUGCACAUAAGACACUGCGUAUUCCGCUCCCCGGGCGGCAUCCCCCGUCGCCUUUCCAGCAGAAUGGUUCAUGCGACUGUGAUGACAGGGAAUGUUCUCCACGGCGCCUACAUGAUGAUCUAUUGGAUACAGUUUUGAGAACACCAAGACACAAAGUCUCGCCAGCCAUGAGCCUUUUGCAGGGAUACUAUGGUCUCACGCCACCUCCAAAGAGGGAUCCAACACUCGAAGGAACUGAGAUGGCAGUAUAUGGAAAAGGCAAAUCCGUAUCCUUGGAUGAUGAGCCGUGGUCUGCAGGGCCAUCAAAUCCCAAUAAAUUCCUGUUUGAGCAUCGGAAAACCAGAAGCCUGACAAUAGGUUCUCAUGUGAAUGGUGAACCCGAGGAGAAUGGCGACAGCGAAAGACCAAUAAGGCGCCGCCAGAAAGCUGACGGCGAGUUGUUACUUCGGGAGGAAAACGGCAGCGCUUUACUGUCGAGGGCUGGGAAAGGCCUGGCAUUGAGGCCAAAGUCAGGCAAUCGGCCGGACAUGAACAAGAGUCAUCAGAAUCUUAUUGCAAUGUUGGAGCCUUCAUUCGAUGAUGGACUCCAAACUGUAAAGAAAUCGUCGAGCACUCCUGAGUUCCAAGAGCCGGAGAGCAACAGUAGCUCCUCCAUAUGGUCGGCUAGCAAGUGGAGCUUGAAACCAGACGGGUUCACCCUCCCUCUUUUUGACAGCAUUCCGAAGCCUAUCGCCGCAUGGAAAAACAAGGCGGCUCGAGAUUAGCAGUUCUCUAUGUCUUGGCUAUCCACAUGAUUUCUCCCCCGCUGAUCUCUGGCUAUAGCCCAUGGAGGAGCUUGAUCUCAGAUUGUCACAGGUCCUCACAUUGAGCUUGAUCUCAGAUCGGCACAGGUCCUAACAUCGAUGGAGGCAGGGCAGGACCUCGAUUGGUUCUUCCUGGUAGCUGCAACACACCAAGGUCAGGACACACCUGUCUUCAGCGAUGCGGCGACGGUGUCGAGAUCAGCGUCCGGUUUGCAUGAUUCCCAUGCUAUAUUGGAGAUGUUGCACCUGCACCCGGUAGAGGCGUUACGAUUUCUUCACAUAAAGUUAUAGAUAACACAGAGCCUUGGGUAUUCGAGGAUAUUCUUUUGUACACAUUGGAGAUAAUGUAGGAUUAAUAGCAGGGCUAUAUGUUGUAUGUGUGAUCCCAAACGCUAAUAUAGAAAGAGUGGUCUUGUUUAACUUGCACACGGGUUUUCUUGUGUGUUAGCUGCUCAAUCACAAUAAAUUUCUCAGUCAUUUCGCCA
Messenger RNA from Brachypodium distachyon (stiff brome), 1860 nucleotides. RefSeq lists its product as uncharacterized. The coding region runs from base 260 to 1336 and encodes 358 amino acids. The record is from RefSeq and is a predicted model, not a curated record. Lineage: Eukaryota; Viridiplantae; Streptophyta; Magnoliopsida; Poales; Poaceae. The transcript has 3 exons.